UUUUCAGUUUUCUCUCUCUCUGUAUAAAUAAAUAAUAUAAAGGUUUUUAUAUCUCUGAAUUUUGCACUUUAGCGCUCUAUUCAAUCCAUUGUAAACUUCGAAUCAUUAUUCUGUUACUCAGAUUCAGUUACAGUCUGAAUCGGAAUCGGAGUUAGUUACCGAUGACGGUACCGUUAGCGAUGCAGUCCACGCCGGGAAGUUCAGGUUACUUGGAUAUGCAUCCUGACCGUAAGAUGUCCUUUUUCAAGAAUCCUUACAUUCUCGGUCUUGCCGCCGUCGCCGGAAUCGGUGGUCUUCUCUUCGGUUACGAUACCGGUGUUAUAUCUGGAGCUCUUUUGUAUAUUAAAGAUGAUUUUGAAGAAGUCAGAAACAGUAGUUUUCUACAGGAAACAAUUGUUAGCAUGGCAAUUGCUGGUGCAAUUGUUGGUGCAGCAUUUGGUGGUUGGAUUAACGACACUUAUGGAAGAAAGAUGGCCACACUCUUAGCUGACGUUAUCUUCAUUCUUGGAGCAAUUCUCAUGGCCGCCGCACCUGAUCCUUAUGUUCUCAUUGUCGGACGUCUUCUCGUUGGUUUGGGUGUUGGCAUAGCUUCUGUUACUGCUCCUGUCUAUAUUGCAGAGGCAGCACCUUCUGAAAUUAGAGGUUCAUUAGUCAGCACCAAUGUUCUCAUGAUUACUGGUGGACAGUUUAUUUCCUAUCUUGUUAAUCUUGCUUUCACUGAGGUUCCCGGGACAUGGCGAUGGAUGCUUGGUAUUUCAGCUGUGCCUGCAAUUAUUCAGUUUGUUCUCAUGCUCUUCCUCCCCGAAUCCCCAAGAUGGCUAUUUUUAAAGAAUAGGAAAAACGAAGCUGUCGAUGUAAUUUCUAAGAUCUAUGACUUGUCUCGCUUAGAGGAUGAAAUUGACUUCCUAACUGCUCAAUCCGAACAAGAGCGCCAAAGAAGGAGUACUAUCAAAUUCUGGCAUGUUUUCAGAUCAAAAGAAACCAGACUGGCUUUCCUUGUUGGAGGAGGACUAAUGGCUUUUCAGCAGUUUACAGGUAUAAACACGGUCAUGUACUACAGUCCAACAAUUGUUCAAAUGGCUGGCUUCGAGGCCAAUAAGUUGGCUCUUCUUCUGUCCCUCGUUGUUGCUGGCAUGAACGCUGUCGGAACAGUUCUCGGCAUUUACCUUAUUGACAAUACAGGGCGGAAAAAACUUGCCCUUUUCAGUUUGGGAGGAGUAAUUGCUUCCCUUAUACUUUUGUCCCUAGCAUUUUAUAAGCAGUCAUCAUCUUCAAAUGUAGUGUAUGGAUGGCUCGCAGUUAUCGCUCUAGGCCUUUAUAUUGGUUUUUUCUCGCCCGGAAUGGGACCGGUGCCAUGGACUGUGAACUCUGAGAUAUAUCCUGAAGAAUAUCGAGGUAUAUGCGGGGGCAUGGCAGCUACCGUGUGUUGGAUUUCAAACUUGAUUGUGUCGGAGAGCUUUCUUUCAAUUGCUGACGGCAUCGGUGUUGGUCCAACGUUCUUGAUUAUUGCUGGUAUAGCUGUGGUGGCAUUUUUGUUUGUAUUUCUGUAUGUUCCAGAAACCCAAGGAUUGACAUUUGAUGAAGUAGAGUUAAUAUGGAAGGAGAGAGCUUGGGGCAAGAACCCAAUCACACAAAGCCUUCUUGAACAUGGAAGUCAAUCAUAAGUAUUCACAUGAUUAAAUGUCUUGUAUUCCCUCCUAUCACUAUUAAUGUAUUUGAUCUAUAUAGAUCAGAUGCAUUAGUUAUAACAGUGACUGGAGAGAGGGUCAUUUAUUUAAGUAUUUGCUUCAUUCCAUAUGCACAUGCAUCUUGGUUUGAUAUAUUGUUAUAUUUAUGUAUGUGUAUAUGUAUGUAUUGGUAUGUCAGAUUUGUGUACAUUAAAAUUUUGAUAUCAAAUAUGACAUUAUUUUUUUUGUUUU
Messenger RNA from Lathyrus oleraceus (garden pea), 1919 nucleotides. Its product is annotated as inositol transporter 1. The record is from RefSeq and is a predicted model, not a curated record. Gene Ontology annotation, cellular component: membrane. NCBI's taxonomy places the organism in Eukaryota, Viridiplantae, Streptophyta, Magnoliopsida, Fabales, Fabaceae. Gene Ontology annotation, molecular function: transmembrane transporter activity. The transcript is spliced from 6 exons. Bases 162 to 1664 code for a protein of 500 amino acids. Gene Ontology annotation, biological process: transmembrane transport.